This is a messenger RNA of Perca fluviatilis (European perch), 2566 nucleotides long. Its product is annotated as tripartite motif-containing protein 16-like. The coding region runs from base 172 to 1974 and encodes 600 amino acids. The transcript has 2 exons. Gene Ontology annotation, molecular function: protein binding; zinc ion binding. The record is from RefSeq and is a predicted model, not a curated record. NCBI's taxonomy places the organism in Eukaryota, Metazoa, Chordata, Actinopteri, Perciformes, Percidae.
CAUCUCAAACACAGGUAGCUCCACGCUGAGCACAUGUUUCCUUGUUCCCUCCAACUCACAGAAGUCUGAAGGAAGGAAACGAAAGAUUUGAAGUUCAGUUUUGAGUCUGAGCAGACAGACUUCAUAUUUCUGUUCAGAGAAACUCUCAACCAGUCACUGCCAGGAGGGGAAAUGGCACAGAAAAGAGUCAAGCUGGACCGGGAAAGCUUCUCUUGUUCGAUCUGUCUGGAUCUACUGAAGGAUCCGGUGACUACUCCAUGUGGACACAGCUACUGUAUGGACUGUAUUAAAGCUCACUGGGAUGGAGAGGAUGAGAAGCAGAUCUACAGCUGUCCUCAGUGUAGGGAGACUUUCACACCUAGGCCUGUCCUGCUGAAAAACACCAUGUUAGCAGAUUUAGUGGAGGAAAUGAAGAAGACUGAAGAACUCCAAACCUGUCCUGCUGAUCACUGCUAUGCUGGAGCUGAAGAUGUGGCCUGUGAUGUCUGCACUGGGAGAAAACUGAAAGCCCUCAAGUCCUGUCUGGUGUGUCUGGUCGCUUACUGUGAUCAACACCUCCAGCCUCAUUAUGAAUUACCUAUAUUUAAAAAACACAAGCUGGUGGAGCCCUCCAAGAAUCUCCAGGAGAACAUCUGCUCUCGUCAUGAUGAGGUGAUGAAGAUGUUCUGCCGUACUGAUCAGCAGUGUAUCUGUUAUCUCUGCCCUGUUGAUGAACAUAAAGGCCACAACACAGUCUCAGCUGCAGCAGAAAGGACUGAGAGGCAGAAAGAGCUCGAGGGGAAUCAACAAAACAUCCAGCAGAGAAUCCAGGACAGAGAGAAAGAUGUGAAGCUGCUUCAACAGGAGGUGGAGGCCAUCAAUCGCUCUGCUGAUAAAGCAGUGGAGGACAGUGGGAAGAUCUUCACUGAGCUGAUCCGUCUCAUGGAGAAAAAAAGCUCUGAUGUGGCGCAGCAGGUCAAAUCGCAGCAGGAAACUGAAGUGAGGCGAGUCAAAGAGCUUCAGGAGAAACUGGAGCAGGAGAUCACUGAGCUGAUCCGUCUCAUGGAGAAAAGAAGCUCUGAUGUGGAGCAGCAGGUGAGAUCCAGGCAGAAAAGUGAAGUGAGUCGAGUCAGAGAGCUUCAGGAGAAGCUGGAGCAGGAGAUCACUGAGCUGAAGAGGAAAGAUGCUGAGAUGAAGAAGAUCUCAGACACAGAGGAUCACACCCAGUUUCUACACAACUACUCCUCACUGUCACCACUCAGUGAAUUUCCAGCCUCACCCAGCAUCAAUAUCUGUCCUCCAUGUUACUUUGAGGACGUGACAGCGGCUGUGUCAGACGCCAGAGAUAAACUACAGGACCUUCUGACAGAGACAUGGGCAAAUAUCUCCCAGGCUGUGACUGAAGUGGAUGUUUUACUGCCACAACCAGAGCCCAAGACCAGAGCUGACUUCCUUAAAUAUGCACGUGAAAUCACACUGGAUCCAAACACCGCUCACACACAGCUGUUAUUAUCUGAGGGGAACAGAAAAGCUACAUUAGUGGGACAACAACAGCGCUAUUCUAGUCACCCAGACAGAUUCACUAAAGAGUUUCAGGUCCUGAGUAGAGAGAGUCUGGCUGGACGUUGUUACUGGGAGGUGGAGUGCAGAGGCGAAGUCAUUUAUGUAGCAGUGACAUACAAGAAUGUCACCAGAGCAGGAAGCUCGAAUGCAUGUAGAUUUGGACUCAAUAACAAAUCUUGGGCAUUAAGAUGUGACAAUAACAGUUUUAAACUUCUGUACAAAAAUGUCCGAACUCUUGUCCCAGGUCCUGUGUCCUCCAGAGUAGGAGUGUACCUGGAUCACAGUGCAGGUACUCUGUCCUUCUACAGCGUCUCUGAAACCAUGACUCUCCUCCACAGAGUCCAGACCACAUUCACUCAGCCUCUCUACGCUGGACUGUUGCUUCACUCUUCUUCUUUUGGAGACACAGCUGAGUUCUGUAAACUCAAAUAGACAGAAGUCAUUAAAGGGUUAGCUUCUGUUUUAACUCUUUAACCCAUUUUUUCUUCACUGCACAGAAAUCAGCUGUCAAUCAAACAUUAUGGGAUGUACUUUGACAUCUUCAUAUUAGUUGUUGUAUAAAUGUUUGAGUUUCUUUAGGUGACUCUCCUUCCCGUGUCUGUUUAGCCAUGGAGGCUAUCACUGAUGCUCAUGAUGAUGUUAGUUGAUCUGAAGUGAAAAUGUAAACUUCUCUGUUAUCUAAAUGUUUGAUGAAUAUUUGUAUUGAUUUAUUUGUAGGUUGUUGUUUCUCUUCCACUGCAUGAGUCUGAAGAGAGAAAGCACCAGACCUUCUUUAUCCUAGAUAUUUUAUUCUCUUUGUGUACAUAUUAAAUAUUUUAUUUUAUUUGGCAGACCAAAUGUUAUUGUUGUUAUAUUGUAUUAUAGAACUGUAUUAAUUCUGAUAAUAAUCAAUGAGUGAGAUAAGAUUCAAACAAGGCGAUUGUGUGGAUGAAGUGAAUCUGUUAACAUUGAACAGACGUUACUGAUGGGAUGUGUGAACAAACUGAAGGUAUACAUGAUGAAUAAACUAACAUGAACAAAGUAU